Molecule: messenger RNA, 472 nt
Organism: Lolium rigidum
Lineage: Eukaryota; Viridiplantae; Streptophyta; Magnoliopsida; Poales; Poaceae
Exons: 3
Coding region: 1-357 (118 amino acids)
Source: RefSeq, a predicted model, not a curated record
AUGGCAACUUCACUAGAGCCGCCAAGAGGAGCAAGAAAAAAAAAUGCAAGACAGGGAUCUGCAACUACUAUUCCUGUUGAGCAACCUACUACUGCUGCUCGACAUGGAUCUGCAACACAUGUUCCUGAUCAGCAGCCAGCAAAGAAGUCAGAAGAGAAAGACCACUGCAGAGACUCUCAGCCAACUCCAGAUGCAUUUGCUGGUGCUUCUUUCUCUCAACAUGCCAAUGAAAGUUCCCAACAAACUACCAAGCAGUCCCAGCAAGUUGCCAGCUCCAUGACAAUCCCAACAGAAGGAAGGCUAAAAUGGUGGGUUUUUGGUAAUGAGAACAGCUCACGGCAAGAUGGUGUUGAAUAGGGAGAUUGUUCAGUAGUAUACCUUCAUAUUUUGUGUAUGAUCAGAUGUUCAUCAUGUUAGUUCUUGAAAGUUUUUGAACCUAUUGGGUUGUCUUAUACUGAAUAAUGCUGCCCAA